CCAGAGUUUCGACAGCUAUCAGCAGGACAUCAUACAAACAUUACGUAUCAAUUACAGUCAUAUACAUACCCGUUAUAACUUGAGGAACUAUCCGACGAAUCGCCUGUUAUAAAAUAUUUGAGCAAGAGCUGUACGGAAAAGUUUAUAAGGUCAGUUUCGCCGAAGACUAAUGUCAGUGUAAAUAUGAUCGGACGGUUCGAGUCGUUAUUAUUGAAGCCUGCGUGCCUUUUUGUCCUGCUGGGAAUUUCGUGCCCUGCACCAAACGCUGGCUUAACGCUCCGUUUCGGUAGUGACAUAAGGGUCCCGGUCUGCACUACGAUAUCGUUGCAGCAAUUGGGUCAGUUGAUCGCGGCAGCUUCAACCACAAAAAAAUUCACUCAUGAUCCACUUGUGAAUCGGUCCUCCGACCAAAACGAAACCUACAAGCCACUUCCGGAAGGCUACGCCCGAUAUCUCAACUCCAAUGUGGCCUAUAAAAAUUACAAGACGCCGGUAGUCUGGACGGAGGCGAAGAAACUGUGCGAGAAAGAAGGUGCUCGUUUGGUUGUGGCAGACCAAGAGACGUAUACUUAUUUGAUUAAUUUGGAUAAAAUUAGCAGAUUACAUGUAGGCAUUCAUCGUAUUGGCGACGAAUGGAUCAGCAUUCAUGACGGAUCCGUUGUGAAUAACAUACCAUGGGCGAUUGGUCAACCUGACUCGAAGUUCGGAUGUGUCGGAACACAAACCUGGACCGGUCUUCUAGAAACUAUCCCUUGCGACAAGGGCAUAGAUGCACGAUAUCGACAUUAUUUCUGCGAGCUUCCGAUUCCCAAAAACAGCUUGUGA
Messenger RNA from Neodiprion virginianus, 825 nucleotides. RefSeq lists its product as uncharacterized. Lineage: Eukaryota; Metazoa; Arthropoda; Insecta; Hymenoptera; Diprionidae. Bases 184 to 825 code for a protein of 213 amino acids. The record is from RefSeq and is a predicted model, not a curated record. The transcript is spliced from 5 exons.